CUGCCCUGCCCCGCGGGGGAGGCUCGGACCCCCCGGCGCUGCCGGCCGCGGCUGGAGCCGGCCCGGCGGGGAGCCCCGGGAGCCAGCGGCCGCGGGCGCGGGGCGAGCCUCAGAUGCGGCUGUCACACAACCCCGGCCGGGCUAUUUAAAGUAACGGGCCCCGCCGGACACUGGUGUCUCUGCCUAUUUAUGAGCCCCCGGGAGCCGGCGGGCGCCGCCGGGCAGCGCUAGGAGCCGAGCCCGCCGGGAGCAGCGCCGGGGCCCGCCCGGAGCAUGACGGCGAUCCGGGCGCUGCUGCUCUGCCUGUGCCUGGGGCUGCCGGCGGGCGGGCAGCCCUUCCUGCGCCUGCGACCCUCGCCCAGCGACAACCUGCCCGUCAAGGACAUCGUGGAGCACCCGGACCCCGAGUACGACCCCAAGGAGCAGGACCUGGACGAGAGGACGCUGAGAAAGAAGCUGGGCAGCCAUUUCGACCCCGGCUUCAUGGCCGUGGCCGUGCCGGGGCCGGCGCCGGCCAACGCCUCGGGCGCCGCGGCGGCGGCGGGGCGGGGGCGGGCGGCGCUGCCGGCGGAGCUGCGGCGGCUGGAGCUGGGGCCGCCCCGGGGCCCCCGCCUGCGGCUGGGCAAGAAGGCGCGGCGGAAGGUGCUGCAGUGGCUGUGGGCGCACACCCACUGCCCCGUCCUCUACGCCUGGAAGGACCUGGGGGUGCGCUUCUGGCCGCGCUACAUCAAGGAGGGCAACUGCCUGGCCGAGAAGUCCUGCUCGCUGCCCGAGGGCAUGUUCUGCAAGCCCGUCAAGUCGGUCACCAAGACCUUCCUGCGCUGGCACUGCCAGGGCUGGUCCAGCCAGAAAUACUGCACCUGGAUCCCCGUGCAGUACCCGCUCAUCUCCGAGUGCAAGUGCUCCUGCUAAGCCUUCCCGGCCCCUUGCACUGCCGCCCUCCUCCUCCGGAUCACUUUAGGGGGGGAGGUUUUUUGGGUGGGUUUUUUUG
Corapipo altera (White-ruffed manakin) is the source of this 991-nucleotide messenger RNA. RefSeq names its product noggin-2-like. Gene Ontology annotation, biological process: osteoblast differentiation; negative regulation of cell differentiation; negative regulation of BMP signaling pathway. NCBI's taxonomy places the organism in Eukaryota, Metazoa, Chordata, Aves, Passeriformes, Pipridae. The transcript is spliced from 2 exons. The record is from RefSeq and is a predicted model, not a curated record. Bases 274 to 912 code for a protein of 212 amino acids.